CAGUGAAAGUAUUCGAAUUUCGAAAUCUUUGUUGACUGAACCAAUGGCGAAAUUUGAUAAGGUUGCAUUGUUAUUGCUGUUAUCAUUAACGGUGUUAACAAUAUGGUUUCCGAUUGUUGAAUGCACAAAGAAAGCAGUAGGGGUAGCUAGAAAAGAAGACAUUCCCUAUAUAAAAUGUCAGGUGUGUGAGAAACUGGCAUAUCAGCUGUACAAUCAAGUUCAGAACAAACAAAUUGAGAUCUCACCAAAGAAGAUCUCGGAGUAUCAGAUAAUAGAGAUUUCAGAGAAUGUAUGUAAUUUAAAGAAGCAGGAAGCUGAUUGGAUCCUUAAAAUUGAUAUAGUUGAACAAGGAGAUAGGUUGGAGCUGCUUGAACAAGACUCUGAAGGACAAUGUAAUUCGGAAUGCAAAACAUUAGAGCGUGCUUGUCAAGAUGUCAUGGACUAUUCUGAUACGGAUGUGGCAGAAUAUUUAUACAACAACAAACCAGAUCUUGAUUCUUUGAAAAGUUUUCUUUGCAAGGAUUUGACCAAAGCUUGUAGUAAGGCACCACCUCCAGUUCCUAAGAAUAGAGUCCCAGGAGAACCUUUUGUUGCCAAGUCCUCAAAAGAGGCUGAAAUGGAAAAGCUAAUGCGAUCCAUGCAGGGUAUGCCUGGAGCCCCCGGUAUGCAAAUGUAUUCCAGGGAAGAUUUGAUGAACCAAAAGUUCGGUGAUGAAGAUGUUGAUGAUGAUGAUGAAGGGGACUUCCCCUCAAAGCUGGGAAAGGUUAUGAAAGAAAAAGAAAGUAAGAAGAAUGAUUGGAAGCAACGGAUCACAAAAGGAAUUCAGGAUACAAGUGAGACUCUGAAGAAACACGCUAACAGAGUAUCCUACAGGAUGAGAAAGUGGUGGGGAGCGAAGAAAGCACAAUGGAAGAAGAGUUCUAAAACCGGUAAAGGAGAGCUAUAAUGAGGAGCAAUUCUUUGUUUCCUCCUCUUUCUUUUCACCCCUUAAAAUAUAGUCUGAUGUUGAAUCGUAAGAGUAACACAAAGCUAUGCCACUAAAGAGAGACUGGAUAUCUGUAAUUCUCAUCUUAUGGCCUUGCCCACGAGAUUUUUGUUUCUCUGCCAACAUCUUCAGAGAUUAGAUGAUGUCACGUACUUCUACUUUAGGUCUAAUAUUUUGUAAGUCUUUUAAUCUUGUUAUACAUUUAUAUGUCAAAAAAAAUUAUAGAUAACUUAAUACUAUUUUUAAUUUUUAUUAUUAA
This is a messenger RNA of Lycium barbarum (goji berry), 1244 nucleotides long. RefSeq lists its product as uncharacterized. Bases 44 to 946 code for a protein of 300 amino acids. The transcript has 7 exons. Lineage: Eukaryota; Viridiplantae; Streptophyta; Magnoliopsida; Solanales; Solanaceae. The record is from RefSeq and is a predicted model, not a curated record.